AUGUCGUCGGAGGCGGGCCGCGACCAUGUCCACCGCUUCCUGGACCCCUUCUCGCGCGGCGGCCGCUGUCGCCCGGAGGGGUCCGACCAGGACGGGCGUCGGCUGGACGGCAGGAUCAUGGCUCCGGAAGCUGGUUACUAUUUUGCUGAUGAUAUAUACCUGGAAUGGGAUGCCUUUAUGAAAACUAUACUGGUUCCUCAAGCUGAGAAGCAUAAGGUUUUUGCCAAGCAGCAGGAAGGGGCUAGGAAAGAUGUGGAGCGUGCUUUCGGGGUACUGCAGUCACGUUUUACCAUUGUUCGUCAGCCUGUACAAUUGUGGAAGCGCAAGAGCGUUGGGAGAAUCAUGUUAGCUUGUGUGAUUCUCCACAAUAUGAUAGUGGAAGAUGAAAAAGAAGAGGCGACCAUCCAGACUGACUUGAAUGAGAGUCCAGGGGCAUCAUUUGCUCUACCCCCUGAAGUGAAUCAAGGCACGUCAUCGCCAAUGGUUGCCGUCUUGCACACUGCUUCCCUCAGGCUCAAGCACAUUAGGGGCCAAGUAGUUGCUUUCUGUGCUAAUGCCAAGGGGAGCCGCUUUAUACAGCGGGCAGUUGACGGGGCAACAACAGAAGAGAUCAUUAUGGUCUAUAAGGAAAUCAUGCCUUAUGUUCGCACGCUCGCUGUUGACAUGUUUGGAAAUCAUGCAGUCCAGAAGAUUCUUAACCAUGGCCAACGAUCCUACAAGAGGAUAUUCAUCCGCCAUCUGAUGGGUGAUGUGUUAGGUCUGAGCCUUCAUAUGUACGGUUGCCGGGUCAUACAAAAGGCUUUUGAAGUAGCAGAACACGACCAGAAAUUGGUCAUGGCCAUGGAGCUCGAUCGGAAGGUGCUGAGAUGUGUUCGCGACCAGUACGCGAACUACGUGAUCCAGAAAUGCAUCGAGUGUGUGCCAUCCAAGCAUAUCCAGUUCAUCUUCCGGAGCCUCUACGGCGUCGGCAAGGCCAAGAUGCUAUCCACCCAUCCUUAUGGGUGCCAUGUUGUUCAGAAAGUGCUGGCCUACUGCAACCCGGAGAUCCAUCACGCCAUGACGGCAGAGAUCAUCGAGUCCGUUCAGAUGCUAUCUGCAGACCGAUUCGGAAACUACGUGGUGCAGCACCUGCUGGAGCACGGAGGCGCCGCUAGGAGGUCAACGAUGGUGGAGAAAUUUGCCACGCAGAUCGUGGCCAUGAGCUACCACAAGUAUGCCUCGAAUGUGAUCGAGAAGUGCCUGACCUUCGGCUGCCACCAUGACCGGCAGCUCAUCACGAGCGAGAUCAUCGCCGCUGGCGGCGGCCAGCACUUGGACGACCACUUCAUGGACAUGAUGAUCGACCCGUACGCCAGCUCGGUGAUCCAGAAGAUGGUGGUGACGGCGGAGGAGCGGCAGGUGCGCGUGCUGGUGGGUGUGGCCAGGAGCAACGCGGCCAAGCUGAUGAGGUACACGCACGGGAGGCGCGUCAUCGCCGCCAUUGAGAGGUUCCUCGCAGCCAGGGGUACGCACGCCAUGCCUUGUCCUGGUUACCGUUGCUGA
Panicum hallii is the source of this 1542-nucleotide messenger RNA. Its product is annotated as pumilio homolog 3-like. The coding region runs from base 1 to 1542 and encodes 513 amino acids. The record is from RefSeq and is a predicted model, not a curated record. The transcript is spliced from 9 exons. Gene Ontology annotation, biological process: post-transcriptional regulation of gene expression. Gene Ontology annotation, cellular component: cytoplasm. Lineage: Eukaryota; Viridiplantae; Streptophyta; Magnoliopsida; Poales; Poaceae. Gene Ontology annotation, molecular function: mRNA binding.